UUAAGCAGAAAUGGACUUAUGAUGAAAUACCCUGUCUGAUUGCAAAGUUUCAUUCGUUAUGGCCACUGUUCUUGUAGGGAUUUGUUUUCUUCUAACUCAACCACAGCUAGUACCUUCUAGACCAACUUCAAACACAAAAAACUAUACUGCAUCGUUUAACGAAGAAGAAAUUCAGAAAAACGAUGUUAGGAAUCCUGUCCAUCCGAAUGGUACCAGCCAGAAUUUACCACAUACCAUCAUUAUUGGAGUACGGAAAGGCGGAACCAGAGCCCUUCUAGAAAUGCUUAGUCUCCAUUCAGAUAUUUCUCCAGCCGGAAGUGAAAUUCAUUUCUUCGACUUGGAAGAUCAGUAUACAAAAGGUUUACGCUGGUAUGUUGGUCAGAUGCCAUUCUCCUACCCGCACCAGCUAACUGUGGAAAAAACCCCAGCAUAUUUCACAUCUUCUCUGGUGCCCGAGAGAAUCUAUAACAUGAACAGCAGUAUAAGACUCUUGCUGAUCUUAAGAGACCCAAUUGAAAGAGUUUUGUCAGACUACACCCAGGUUUUUUAUAACCACAAACAAAAAAAUAAAUCCUAUCCACCCGUGGAGGACCUUCUUUUGAAAAAUGGAGAACUAAACACUGAAUACAAAGCUAUAAACCGAAGCUUGUAUUACACGUUCAUGGAAAACUGGCUAAAAUAUUUCCCGCUCGAAAAUAUUCACAUCGUUGAUGGGGACUGUUUGAUCAGGGAUCCUCUCCCAGAAAUGCAGAAAGUGGAAAGGUUUUUGAACCUUUCCCCACAGAUUAACGCAUCCAACUUCUACUUUAAUAAAACAAAAGGCUUUUUUUGUUUACGAGACAGCGGGAGGGAGCGAUGUUUACAUGAAUCCAAAGGAAGAGCGCACCCUAAAACAACACCAUUCUUGAUGGGAAAGCUUCAGGAAUAUUUUUCAGCACCAAAUAAGAAAUUUUUUGAACUGGUUGGAAGAACAUUUGAUUGGCUGUGAGAUUAUAAGACUUUGGGAAGAGAAAUCCCUGGAGUGUUAUGUGCGUAGAAGGAUUAUUAAGCUAUAAUUUAUUUGUAAAUGCUUGAACUAUAUAAAUAUGUAUAGCACUAAAUAACCAAUUCCCAUAAACUAUUUCUAUUUUUAUACUUGUGAAAUAUGAAAACUAUUUGCUAUCGGUUUUAAUGGUUAAUAAAAUACCUUCACUUUU
This is a messenger RNA of Spea bombifrons (plains spadefoot toad), 1196 nucleotides long. RefSeq names its product heparan sulfate-glucosamine 3-sulfotransferase 1 (gene HS3ST1). The record is from RefSeq and is a predicted model, not a curated record. Bases 59 to 988 code for a protein of 309 amino acids. NCBI's taxonomy places the organism in Eukaryota, Metazoa, Chordata, Amphibia, Anura, Pelobatidae. Gene Ontology annotation, molecular function: [heparan sulfate]-glucosamine 3-sulfotransferase activity. The transcript has a single exon.